AUUUUACUUUAACCGUUUGAUUUACUGUGAAGAGUUACUACGCUACUCUAAAUUAUAAUUAAAAUAAUUACUGUUAUUUUACACAUUUGGUUUGAUUUUUAUUAUUAGGAUGAUGAAAUACAGUGGCAUCUAGUGGUCGAUAUUGUCAGAGCCGCGUGUUGUUUGAAACGGGGCCAGCAGCGUGUCUUGUGAAGCAGAAGGGAGCUCCGUGAAAGUGGGUCACCUUCCGGAUCUAUCCAGACCCCCGCCUCCUGCUGCCGUUUCUCCAGAGAGAUCUCCAUUAUCUGGACACGCACAGAGAACAUCAGUCAACAUAGACAACCCCUGACCUUUAACCUGACACCCCAUCAGACUUUGCCAGCAGGACGCCAGCCUAGUUACUACAGCACUAAACGCUGCUCAGUCGUGUGCAAUCAUCUGAUCCCAGAACAGACUUUAUAGAGCUGAGUAAGAGUAAGAAGGAAACAGCUGAUGAAGAGUGUCUUUCUGUCAGAAGAGGAGAACCUGACUGUGUGCGCAGAAAUACAGAGAAACUGACAGAACCACAUGAGAGAGAGAGACAACCGGCUUUGAAAAAGAUCAUUUGCUCAGUGUGUGUGUGUGUGUGUGUGUGUGUGUGUGGAAAACAGACGCCCAUGUGAGCAGCAGCAGCCGCGGUGGUCCGGAGCAACAGCGCAGGAGAAUCUCAACGGCACCAUUCCAGCGUUCUGCUGCGGCGGCUCCGGCGACGGGCAUGUGAGAAGAUGUCCGUGGGAGGCUGCGCGUGUCCCGGCUGUUCCUCCAAGUCGUUCAAGCUGUACUCCCCAAAGGAGCCCCCCAACGGAAGUGCUUUCCCCCCCUUCCACCCCGGCACCAUGCUGGACAGAGACGUGGGCCCGACGCCCAUGUACCCCCCCACAUACCUGGAGCCGGGCAUCGGGAGACACACACCUUAUGGGAAUCAGACAGACUACAGGAUAUUUGAACUCAACAAACGGCUUCAGAACUGGACGGAGGAGUGUGAUAAUCUGUGGUGGGACGCUUUCACUACUGAAUUCUUUGAGGAUGAUGCCAUGCUCACUAUCACAUUUUGUCUGGAGGACGGUCCGAAACGAUACACGAUCGGUCGGACGCUGAUUCCUCGUUACUUCAGGAGUGUGUUUGAGGGCGGCGCUAACGAGCUCUACUACGUCCUGAAACACCCUAAAGAGUCUUUCCACAACAACUUUGUGUCUCUGGACUGCGAUCAGUGUACUAUGGUCACGCAGAACGGCAAACCCAUGUUCACGCAGGUGUGUGUGGAGGGCCGUCUGUACCUGGAGUUCAUGUUUGAUGACAUGAUGAGAAUAAAGACGUGGCAUUUCAGCAUCCGGCAGCACAGAGAACUCAUUCCCCGCAGCAUCCUGGCCAUGCACGCACAGGACCCGCAGAUGUUGGAUCAGCUGUCCAAAAACAUCACCAGAUGCGGCUUGUCAAACUCCACCCUCAACUACCUCAGAUUGUGUGUAAUCCUGGAGCCCAUGCAGGAGCUGAUGUCCAGGCACAAGACGUACAGUCUGAGUCCCCGAGACUGUCUGAAGACGUGUCUGUUCCAGAAGUGGCAGAGGAUGGUCGCUCCACCAGCUGAACCAGCCAGACAGGCGCCGAGUAAGCGGCGGAAGCGCAAGAUGUCGGGCGGCAGCACCAUGAGCGCAGGCGGCGGAACAAACAACAACAGCAACAGCAAGAAGAAGAGCCCCGCAAACAGUUUCCCGCUGUCCAGUCAGGUCCCGGAUGUGAUGGUGGUGGGUGAGCCCACGCUGAUGGGCGGCGAGUUUGGAGACGAGGACGAGCGUCUGAUCACGCGGCUGGAGAACACGCAGUUUGACGCCGCUAACGGUAUCGACGACGAGGACAGCUUUAACAACUCGCCCGCGCUGGGCGCCAACAGCCCCUGGAACAACAAGCCUCCGUCCAGCCAGGAGGGCAAGAACGACAACCCCACCUCACAGGCGUCUCAGUGAGACUGGGGGCGGGGUGGGAGGGGGCGGAGCCAGCGGGAGUGUUGGGCAUCCAAUGGGAAGAAAGAGGUGCAUUCAUCUACCUGCAGCUGCUCUUCCUGUCGGCAGAGGACCAGAGAUGAGCAUCAAACAGAAACACACAGGACAGUUUAAACCGAGCGCUCGUGGUUUUGUUGGUGUCUUACGGGUCCGAAACUCCUCUGAGGAGCCUGUAGAUAGUUCACAUGUUUAAGUUAAGACGGAACGGAGAAAUCUGACCACGUAAACCGCCAACAAGACGAACAGAGCCUGUCGAAAAACAUCCAGCUCCUGUUUCACCCCAAAACCACAUUCUGCAUGUUGAGAAUAAAACAUGAAAACAUCUUUAUUUUUAAUAUUAAUCAUAUUUUAAAAGGUUAUUUUCUGUUCCCCGCAGUUAUAAGGCUGUAUUGCAGUAACAGAAACUAUUAAAUUAAUUUUAAAUAAGCAUAAAUCAAAACACUAACAUGAAAUAUAAAUACGCUUUACUUCAAGUCUUUAUAUAUAGUGCAUUAUGAGAUUUUAAUGCAUUAAUUAUGCCUUGUAUUGCAACUCUUUUCAUUGUUACGCCUUUAGAAAGUAUAAUGCAUUGCAAUGCAAAUAUUAUGAAUAUCUUUAUAAUGCAUUAUGCAUAAAGUCUUAAAGUAGUGUUAUCAUAAAUAAUUUUUAAUUUAAAUGCAUAUUUUUCUGUUGCUUUGCAUUACAGUAAUGAGAAUUUGCAGGAGAAAAUGUUUAAUCGUCAUGAAACUGCAAAAAAAAUAAAUAAAAUAAAGUACACUAGAUAUUUUCUUUCAGCAAAUUGUAUUUUCUUAUUUUGCAUAAUUUUGGAGUGAAAUGUGAGCUGGACGUGUUCUGCUCUCAAACACAACGGACAUUUGAAACAUGAAGAGCGUUUCAACUCAGACACGUUUUGGAGAAUUUUAUCCGUGUUUUAUACCAGCCUCUAUUUCCCUAGAAUGUUUUUAUUUGGUUUCUUUUAUUGUUUUUUGCCGAUGUUGAAAGCUGCAAACCAAGGAGUAACAGAACCGUCAAGGUCCUUAAAGAUUUCAACCCUCAGAUUCUAUUGGUUUGUAUUAUUUUUUAAAGAGAGUCAUUUAGUGUGGGCUUUUGGUUCAUUUUUGUGUACUUGUGCUUGUAUAUUUAAGGUAGUAGCAGAGUUCUGUAUAACUGUAUUGAGAUGUAUUCCUCCUUAGAGUUACAUAAAGCCAUUCUGAUCUAAUGUGUAAAAAGAGAAAAACACAUCAACCUCGUCUUUCCCCCUCUUUAUUAUCAUUUUUUAAUUUGUGUAAAACUGAUUAAUUGAAAUCAAGGGCACAGUCUGUGUUUGUUUCAGAUCUGUCGCAGAAGACGCUGUUUUCUGUCUUUUGUUUGGUUCUCUCACACACAUGAACGUUUCGUCUGUCGAACAACGAGACAUGGUUGUUUUUCACCCAAUAAUUCUGACGCCUUUGAACUCGAUUUUUGUACUAUUUGAUUUUUUUUUCUCUCUCUCUUUCUGACCAGCCGAAUCAAUCUGAAUGAAUUUAAGGUCUGCACUUGCGAUUGAAACAAACCUUUAACCUUGUAGAUGCCCCUGUUUGAUAUAACUUUGUUUUCUUAAUUUCUGCCCUUGAUUAAAUUAAUGUAUGGAACCAAUAAAAUAUGAAUUUUCACUUUAAGGA
This is a messenger RNA of Megalobrama amblycephala (Wuchang bream), 3658 nucleotides long. It is a transcript of the gene ldb1b, whose product is annotated as LIM-domain binding 1b. Bases 744 to 1982 code for a protein of 412 amino acids. The record is from RefSeq and is a predicted model, not a curated record. Gene Ontology annotation, biological process: nervous system development; negative regulation of transcription by RNA polymerase II; positive regulation of transcription by RNA polymerase II. The transcript is spliced from 14 exons. Gene Ontology annotation, molecular function: LIM domain binding. NCBI's taxonomy places the organism in Eukaryota, Metazoa, Chordata, Actinopteri, Cypriniformes, Xenocyprididae. Gene Ontology annotation, cellular component: transcription regulator complex; nucleus.